ACCCGACUACAGUUUGGGAACGAUUCAAAUCCCGGAUCCCGUGUCUUACACGGACUGCAUGCGUUAACGUGUAUGCUCCAACCGUAGCGCUUAUAGCAUAAAGCAGUUAUAGUGAGCACGCGCUGCUGUUGUUGGGAAGUGUCCUCGUGAAACGUUAGAAUAAUGGCUGAGCAAGCGCCAGAUGAGUUAAUCUGGUGUGAGGACUGUGGCCAGUUCCAUGAUUCUGAAUGUCCUGAACUGGGACCACUGGUUACCGUCCAGGACUCCUUUGUCCUCAGCCGAGCUCGAUCAUCGCUACCAAACAGCCUAGAGAUCAGAGAAGUGGCUGACGGGGUGGAGGGGGUGUUUGUCCUACGGCGGCUGGUUAAAAGGACCAGGUUUGGCCCAUUCGAGGCCAAAAGGGUCCCCCACCUGGAGAAGGAAGGCCCGUUUCCUCUGAAGAUCUUCCAGAAGGAUGGAUUGGUGGUGUGUUUUGACUCCAGCAGUGAGGAAGACUGCAACUGGAUGAUGCUGGUGAGACCCGCGACCAACCACAAACACCAAAAUCUGACAGCUUACCAGCAGGAUGACGAUGUGUACUUCAACACCUCCCAGGACGUGCUCCCGGGUACAGAGCUGAGGGUCUGGUAUGGAGCCUUCUACGCUAAAAAGAUGGAGAAGCCCAUGCUGAGGCCACUUCAAGCGGCUCCACCUCAGACAGAUGUCACAUCAUCUGCUCAGAGAGAGGAGACCAUAGAGAAAGAAGUGGGCUCACCCUCAGUGGCUGAGGAGAACAGUGCAGGCAACAUGCUAAGUCAUCUGGAUGAGGUAAAGACCGCAGCGGAGGUUCCACUCGACGCGCCUCUGCCUCGGCAGGGGAGUCUGGGUGGGCCCAGCGAGGAGGAAGGCAGUCUUCCAGCAGCACAGCCGGGCCCCAGGCCAGGGCAGGGCAGAGGGAGGCGAGCUAAGGGCCGCAGACUAGGAGCUGCAGCUGCCCCAGGCAAGAAUAAAGAUGUCAAAGCGACAGCGGAGCCCUCAGAGCCAAUGGCUGCGGCGGCAGAGAGCAGGCCAGACAGCGCCGCCGUCCUGAAGAGGCACAAAUCUAGAGAGCACAAGAGGGUUUAUCGCUGCUCCCUGUGCAACAAGGUCUUCCAAAACAGUAGCAACCUGAACAGACACAUCAGAUCCCAUGGUGAUAAACUGUUCAAGUGUGAUGAGUGUGAUAAGUUGUUCAGCCGCAAGGAGAGUCUGAAGCAGCACAUCUCCUACAAGCACAGCAAGAACAUGCCUGACCAAGAGUACAAAUACAAAUGCAACACGUGUGAGAAAUCCUUUCGGCUGGAAAAUGCUCUAAAGUUCCACAACUGCCGGACAGACGACAAGACGUUCCAGUGCGACAUCUGCUCGCGCUUCUUCUCCACCAACAGCAACCUGUCCAAGCACAAGAAGAAGCACGGCGAGAAGCUCUACUCCUGCGAGAUCUGCAACAAGAUGUUCUACCGCAAAGACGUGAUGCAGGAGCACCACCGCAGGCAUGGAGUGGGAACAAAGCACAUGAAGCGAGAGGAGCUGGAGGCCAACGGAGAAGAAGGCACCAAAUAUAGGAAAGAGCCGUCGCCGUGUCCGAUCUGUGGGAAAGUGUUCUCCUGCAGAAGCAACAUGAACAAGCAUCUGUUGACUCACGGCGAUAAGAAGUACACCUGCGAGAUCUGUGGCCGUAAGUUCUUCCGCGUGGACGUCCUGCGAGAUCACAUUCACGUUCACUUCAAGGACAUAGCCCUAAUGGACGAGCAGGAGAGAGAAGGAUUCAUCAGGAAGAUCGGCAUCUCGGCCAGCACCAGCGACGACACAGACGAAGACGAAGAGGAGGAGGAUGACCCCGAGCACCACAAGUACAACUGCAAGAAAUGCCAGCUGUCAUUCGCCAAGGGCAGAGAGUACCUGAAGCACAUCAUGGAGCAGCACAAGGAGAGAGGCUACGGCUGCGGCAUCUGCAACAGACGCUUCGCACUCAAAGCCACGUACAACGCUCACCUAGUCAUCCACAGGGAGCAGCUGCCCGACCCGGCCGUGCAGAAGUACAUUCAUCCCUGUGAAAUCUGUGGUCGAAUCUUCAACAGUAUCGGAAACCUGGAAAGGCACAAAAUCAUCCACACUGGGGUGAAGAGCCACAGCUGCGACAAGUGUGGCAAGUCUUUCGCGAGGAAGGACAUGCUGAAGGAGCACCUCAGGGUGCACGACGACAUCCGAGACUUCCUGUGUGCAGAGUGCGGCAAAGGCAUGAAAACCAAACACGCCCUGAGGCACCACAUGAAGCUGCACAAGGGCAUCAAAGAGUACGAGUGUAAGGAGUGUAACCGCAAGUUCGCCCAGAAGGUCAACAUGCUGAAACACUUCAAGAGACAUACGGGUAUAAAGGACUUCAUGUGUGAACUGUGCGGAAAGACGUUCAGCGAGAGGACAACGCUAGAGACGCACAAGCUCAUCCACACGGUGGGUAAGACGUGGACGUGUGCAACGUGCGAUAAGAAGUACCUGACAGAGUACAUGCUGCAGAAACAUGUCCACCUGACCCAUGAGAAGGUGGAGGCCCAGGCCUGUCACCUGUGCGGGACCAAGGUGUCCACGCGAGCGUCCAUGAACCGGCACCUGCGGCGCAAACACCCAGAGGUGGUGUCUAUGAGAAUUGAUGAGUUUGAUGAUCUUCAGGAACCUCCAACAAUCAACGACUCUUCCAUCAGCAUUGUGCAGCCCACCCUGACCCUGGACAAAGACGGGCUGUCUCAGGACCGGCCCAGCCGACCGGCCCGACACACCAGGCGAAAGCAGAGGGUUUCAGCAGAGCCGGAGCUCUCUGAGCCCGACGACUACGUGGAUUUCACCGAGCCGAGGCACGAGUCUAUGACGGAAUUCAGCGCCGUCAUCGUCGGCGAUGAGACGGAGACGAGCUCUGCUGUGCAGAGUAUCCAGCAGGUCGUGGUCCUCGCAGACCCAAAUGCUCCGUCAGCGUCCUCCCCCAACAGCUCAGUGGGGCUGACCAACAUCACCGUCACCCCCAUCACCAGCCACACCUCCACCCAGUUCACCAGCCUGCAGCCUGUGGCUGUGGGCCACCUGACGGCCAGCGACCGGCCCUUAACGCUGGACAGUUCCAUCCUCACCGUCACCUUUGACACGGUCAGCGGAUCCGCCAUGCUCCACAACCGUCCUGCCGAGCUCGUCCCAGAGACGGUGGGGCCCGGUGGGAGCGCCGCACCUCAGUCAGUGGCCCAUUUCAUCAAUCUCACCACUCUGGUCAACCCCAUGGGCCACCAGCUGGACGCUCCGACUCUGGCCUGGAGGCCUGUACCGGCAGCCGAGGCCGGCCAGGUCACCCCAGUGGUGGAGGGUGCUCAGGGGGACUGUCAGGAGACCCAGAGCCAGGGCCCAGAACCGGGCAGAGCUAACCAGAGCCAGGCGCCCACUCCGCAGCGGCAGAACAGUGCAGCCCAGCAGAUGUUUACCUACUGAGCAGAGGUGCUGGCCACCUCCCAUUCACAUCGUCACCUAGCAGUCACUGUCACCCUGAUGCCUCUCCUGCCCAACCACCCACUCCUCUGGGAGAUCUACAUUUCAAACCAAAGCAACAUGAUGAAUAAUCUUUUGCCUUACCAGUCUUUUAAAAACCUGCAUGUUUUUUCAACUUAAAUCUGCUGCUCUGGUGAAACGUGUAACAGCACCAACCUCAGUAAAAUCACAGCUUGUGUCAGGUACCUGGUCCUCGAUGGCCACCAACCUGCUGGUUCCACCUCUUCCUGCUCAUUACCUUAAUCAGGUGUGUCAGUUGGCUUUUCCAGCUGCUAAUAGACUGAACACACUCAUAUUCCUAUGAGCCAUGAGACGUUAUUUUUAAAUGCUGUAAACUGUAAUUACUCUUUAGACUGUCUGGAAAAGUACUGGAAAGUUUUUCUACUGAUAUUUUUAAACAAAAUGCCUCUUUACA
Messenger RNA from Betta splendens (Siamese fighting fish), 3961 nucleotides. RefSeq names its product PR domain containing 15 (gene prdm15). The record is from RefSeq and is a predicted model, not a curated record. Gene Ontology annotation, cellular component: cytoplasm; nucleus. Gene Ontology annotation, molecular function: histone deacetylase binding; RNA polymerase II cis-regulatory region sequence-specific DNA binding; DNA-binding transcription factor activity. NCBI's taxonomy places the organism in Eukaryota, Metazoa, Chordata, Actinopteri, Anabantiformes, Osphronemidae. The transcript is spliced from 24 exons. Gene Ontology annotation, biological process: cell fate commitment; regulation of transcription by RNA polymerase II. The coding region runs from base 163 to 3489 and encodes 1108 amino acids.